Messenger RNA from Priapulus caudatus, 2149 nucleotides. Its product is annotated as amyloid protein-binding protein 2-like. Gene Ontology annotation, biological process: intracellular protein transport. Gene Ontology annotation, molecular function: protein binding. The transcript is spliced from 13 exons. Bases 11 to 1747 code for a protein of 578 amino acids. Lineage: Eukaryota; Metazoa; Priapulida; Priapulimorpha; Priapulimorphida; Priapulidae. The record is from RefSeq and is a predicted model, not a curated record.
UCAAGAAAACAUGGCGUCAGCUCUCAAUUGGAUUCCAGAUUCUCUCUAUAAUACAACAAUAAAUGUUGUAGUUACUCAUUACACUAGAACUCGUAGAGAACUCAAAACUUUCCCUGAAAAUGUGCAGUUUGAUGUCUACUAUAAAUUGUACAAGCAGGGACCCCUCUGUCUGCUCGGCAUGGAGUUUUGCGAGCUAGAUGUGUUCUCUAAAGUUCUCAAAGUCAGUGACAAACGGCACCUGCUCCACCAUUGCUUCCAAGCCCUGAUGGAUCAGGGUAUAAGGAUAGCUGACAUUCUUGCAGACUCAUACAGCCAGAACUGCUGUGUUGUACAUGCGUCCGUUCAAACUGUAAAGGAUCGUACAAUACAGCUUGGAUUUGCAUUAGAAGCAUUUCUCAGCGAGGCAGGAUGGUACUGCGCAAGUGAAAGAGUCAUGAGUGCCUGCUUCCAGCUCUGCAAACUCGAAAAUAAUACCACCAACUGGACAAAGUGCCUCGAGUGUUGCAUCAGGUUGCUGCACUCACGGAAUCUUUACUGUAAGUUCACGGAGUCGGACACUUCAUAUCACGAGUCCCAGUAUUAUGCGGAGAAGUUGAUCAGUGCCGGACAUCCGAUUAACACAUCUAGUCUCUACUGUGAACUCUGCUCGCUCUUCUUCGUUAGAAGCCAAUAUGACGAGGCGUAUAAAUGGAGCACGCUAGCCCUGAAGGGUCUGACCUCAGCUCUACCAUCUAAGGUCAUAGUUGACGUUCUCAGACAGGCGUCGAAGGCAUGCGUCGUGAAACGGGAGUUUCGACGCGCAGAGAUGCUAAUAACGGAGGCUGUGCACGUUGCAAGAGAUGCGUUUGGCUGCCAGCAUCCAAAGUACGCUGACACUCUAUUGGACUACAGCUUCUAUCUUCUCAACGUUGACCAAAUCAGUCAGUCGGUUCAAGUGUACCAAACGGCCCUAGAUGUAAGACAGUCUGUGUUUGGAGGGAAGAACAUCCAUGUCGCGAUAGCUCAUGAGGACCUUGCUUAUGCCCUCUAUGUUCAUGAAUAUAGCUCAGGUCGCUUCUCUGAUGCUAGGGAGCAUGCCGAGAAAGCCAUUCAGAUUAUGAGUCAGAUUCUUCCAGAAGAUCAUUUGCUGAUGGCUUCCUCAAAACGUGUAAAAGCCCUCAUUCUAGAGGAGAUUGCCAUCGACAGUCACCUGAAGGAGAAGGAGGAGCGACUGCUACAGGAGGCGCUAGAUCUCCACCUGGUGGCACUGUCGCUUGCUAAGAAGGCAUUUGGCGAGGAGAAUGUGCAGACGGCCAAACACUAUGGCAAUCUCGGUAGACUGUACCAGUCUAUGCACCAGUACAAGGAGGCACAAGGCAUGCACCUGAAAGCCAUCGAGAUCAAGGAGAAACUGCUUGGAACCGAAGAUUACGAGGUGGCGCUCUCCGUUGGCCACUUGGCUUCGCUCUACAAUUAUGACAUGCUAUUGCACAGCGAUGCAGAACAGCUCUACCUGCGUUCGAUAUCCAUAGGUAAGAAGUUGUUUGGCGAGGCAUACAGUGGGCUGGAGUAUGAUUAUCGGGGACUGCUGCGGCUGUACAGCACGACAGGCAGGUUUGAGAAGGCGGAGGAGUACAGCUAUGUGCUGCACCAGUGGAACCAGCUGCGCGACCGCAGCACCGAGAACGAGGUGCGACUCGACGAUAUGAAGCGUGUGUGUCCCACUGUAGAAGCCGUCGUACACACAUUCUUCAGCAUGAGCUCGUGAUGGCGCCACCGUCGAGUCUCGUGAUGGCGCCACCGUAGAAGCCGUCGUACACACAUUCUUCAGCAUGAGCUCGUGAUGGUGCCACCGUCGAGGCCCAUGGUGGCGCCACCGUAGAAGCCGUCGUACACACAUUCUUCAGCAUGAGCUCGUGAUGGCGCCACCGUAGAAGCCGUCGUACACACAUUCUUCAGCAUGAGCUCGUGAUGGCGCCACCGUCGAGGCUCGUGAUGGCGCCACCGUAGAAGCCGUCAGACACACAUUCUUCAGCAUGAGCUCGUGAUGGCGCCACCGUAGAAGCCGUCGUACACACAUUCUUCAGCAUGAGCUCGUGAUGGCGCCACCGUAGAAGCCGUCGUACACACAUUCUUCAGCAUGAGCUCGUGAUGGCGCCACCGUAGAAGC